CAGAAACUGGAGGAAGCUGAGAAGGCGGCUGAUGAGAGCGAGAGAGGCAUGAAGGUCAUCGAAAACAGGGCCAUGAAGGACGAGGAGAAGAUGGAGCUCCAGGAAAUGCAGCUGAAGGAGGCGAAGCACAUAGCGGAGGAGGCUGACCGCAAAUACGAGGAGGUUGCCCGCAAGCUGGUUGUCCUUGAGGGAGAGCUGGAGCGCUCGGAGGAGAGGGCAGAAGUGGCAGAGAGCCGAGUGAGACAGUUGGAAGAAGAACUGCGGACCAUGGACCAGACUCUCAAAUCCCUCAUUGCCUCAGAGGAAGAGGAGGAAAUCAAGCUUCUAGGGGAGAAACUGAAGGAGGCUGAGACCCGGGCAGAGUUUGCAGAGAGGUCUGUGGCAAAGCUGGAGAAAACCAUCGACGAUCUAGAAG
This is a messenger RNA of Eurypyga helias (sunbittern), 415 nucleotides long. Its product is annotated as tropomyosin alpha-3 chain-like. The annotation marks the transcript as partial. Gene Ontology annotation, molecular function: actin filament binding. The record is from RefSeq and is a predicted model, not a curated record. Gene Ontology annotation, biological process: actin filament organization; muscle contraction. The transcript is spliced from 6 exons. NCBI's taxonomy places the organism in Eukaryota, Metazoa, Chordata, Aves, Eurypygiformes, Eurypygidae. Gene Ontology annotation, cellular component: actin filament.